ACUGCAGAUUCAAACUCGCUCGUGGUGUGUAAUCGUGCGACUUUCUGAACAUCUCGAUGUUGUAUUUCGUUUCGGAAUAGAAAGCAGAUGAUUAGACCAGGACCUUACAGAGCAACCAGGCUGUGGAAUGAAACAAUCAGGCUUUUUCGCAAGGACAUGCCUUUGCGCAGACAUUGGAUUCACUUCCGUUGUUAUAACAACAGCUUUACAGCAUCUGAAGCAGUUGAUUGGUUACAUGAGCUGCUGAAGGGCAGUCACAACUUUGGACCAGAGGUCACCCGACAUCAAACUGUACAGCUGCUAAAAAAAUUCCUGAAAAACCAUGUCAUCGAGGACAUAAAGGGACGUCACGGCAAAGAGGACUUUGAAGACAAUGGUCAGGUUUACAGGUUCCCUUCAAUAUCACCUUUUAAGAAGUUGCCACGGCAUCCUGCACAAGACGUUUUCACUCCAAAGGCCCAGCACUGCGGAGUGGAGAAGCAGCUGAUGUCACAGAGAAUGCUUCCUUUUAAGCCUCUUGUUUUGAACUCGGAAUCGUGGAAGAAAAGGCACAGUAUUGCCUUCGGAGAGCUACGCGAGUGCCAGGUGAUGAAGAGGAGAGAAAUCACGAGCAGAGAGAUGGAGCGCAUCUGGAUGUCUACAACCCUAACACGCUUACAGACAUUGUUGGGCCUGAAAUCAUUGAAUGGAGUCCUGGACACUGCAUUACUUAGCCCAAACUACAUUGUUUAUAAUGUGUACAAUAUCAACAAACUGGGCAUUGUGGUUCUAAAAGACAAAUCAGAGGACCUACCCCAGUGGGUUUUGUCUGCUAUGAAAUGCUUAGCAAACUGGCCUGAUGAUGGUCACACUAAGCAGUCCAUGUACCCUGGGUUCGAGAGGGAUAUCCUGAGGACGGUGGCAGAUUACUUUCAGGAGCUUGAUGAACCGCUUUUAACCUUCCAGUUCUAUGACGUUUUUGUCAGUAUCCUUGGUCUGAUCGAGAAACAACAGGCCACCAGCGAAGCCCUUCAGCUGUGCUGCCUCCUGCUGCCCCCAGCCAAGCGACGGCAUCUCCAGCUGCUGCUGUGCCUUAUGGUGCGUGUGUGCAAAAACCCACAGCUUCCAGCACUGAACAGCGCUGUGGGGACUCGAAUGCUGAUGCUGCAGACCUUUUCACGCUCCAUUCUUUGUUCUGCUGAUGAGAUUGACCUUGAUGAGUUGCUGGCCACCAAGCUAGUCACUUUUAUGAUGGACAAUUAUGAAGAUGUUUUUAGAGUUCCAAGCCGUUUGCAGAAGGCAGUUGAGGAGCACAUUGCACAUCUGCGAAGGGUUCAGAUUAAUUACUCAGGUGUUGAGGCCUCCCCGCUGUUGCCAUCCUCCUGUAUGUACAUUUACGAGAAGGAGCUCAGAGAGCAGAAGCCACAUGGUUCACAGGAUCCCUGUCUAGAGCGUCUCGAUGGAAUCAUUGCAGACAAGGAGCUCACAGCCAAGCAAAAGAAGAAGAAGUUAAAGCAUUUCCAGAGGUCAUACCCAGAGACGUUCAAAAGACGGUUCCCUACAGCAGAAAGUGAAGCAGAGGCGACAGCCCCCCUCCUCCGGCGGCCUCAGCUGAGGAUCGUCACUCUGAAGAAGCCCUUUCAGAGAAGCUGGAGCUUCAGAGCUUGAUGCUUCCUGAAAAGGCCACACGCAGUGACAGAAAUAAGAACGGAUUCCAGACAUGAGCAGAAUUAAUGUUUACAGAAAUAAGCAGUCUGGUGGUAAUGUUUUUAAAAACAUACCUCUUGUCCUGAUAGAACUGUAAAUGAAAUUCAAUCAAUUCUGGCAAGUUUUAGUUUUUUUCUAUCCAUAGAAAUCACAAGACAUUUCACAUUUUCCCCGGUGAUGCUCUACCAGUGAACUGGUUCUACUGGCAGCUAAGCACAUAUAAGCCAUAACUGACAGAUGAGCUGCUGUUCCACUUUCUUCUUUCCAUCACUCAUACAUGUUUUUUUUCUCAUCUACCAUACUGUAGCACUUUGUUCCAGAACUCUACAGCCAACCAAGUGUAUGAUUCUUAUCAGGGGUCUGUAUCUUAUGGUGAAUCUUCAUGUCUUCUCUGUAUGGUAGUCUUUGAAACGUGUACACCUACAUCAUAGAUACCUUUGGAUCUGUUGAUUAUUUAAGGAGAUUUCCUUGACUUCUAUAAGUAUUAUUCGGUCAUCUGCUUAGAGUGAUCUUCCUAGGACUGACAGGUCAUUUGCAGUUUCACCAAGUUCACUAAUCUUGCUGCUUCACCAUGUACCAGAAGUUCCAUAUAAUAUUGAUAUAAGUUUGCUAAAUCUGCUGCGGCUUGGCACUUUAAUAUCAGCCUUUGAGUCAAUUCAAAUGAUUCCAUUUCAAAUGAUUCUUGUGUGGUGGUUUCCCAAGUGGUCCUGGUUUAGUGAUUCUUGCACCAUUAUUCAUCCUUGUGCACUGGUCUAGGAUCUCAGCCCUUCCACAAAUUCCAGCUUUGUGAAGUUCACCCUGUAGUUGUUGAGACUUGUAGAGAUGCUCAUUCAGUGCUGUGGUAUUUUUAAGAGUACUUUAUGGUAUUUAGCAAUUAUUUUGUGUUUCUCCAUCUCCUGUCUCUGGAACCAGACUUACAACCAAUGUCCAUUUGUGGAAUGGUUCAGCAUAUCCUGUCAUGAUUUUUGAGACUAUUCCUCUUGACACAAUUUUCCGAUUUUUGUGACUAAUGCUUGUAAAAUUUGGGUACCAACUCCCUAUAGUCUCUUUGUAACUGCAAGCAGCCUCAUGUUGCUUUUCACAUAUCAAAGUGCUAAUGGUCAGACCUUUUAGAGCUGACUCAUACUGAUAAUUGGCAUCUAGCCUGUGGGACACCUUUACAGUUGCAUUUAUCAUUAUGAUUGUAGUAGUCCUUUUUCAUACAUUGUUUCUGUUUUUCUGUUUUGUCCACACUGUGUGUAUCUAUGCUUUCAGUGUCUGAUAGUUUUAGAUGAUUCAUUUUUUGUUUUCUUUUUU
Molecule: messenger RNA, 2982 nt
Organism: Paramormyrops kingsleyae
Lineage: Eukaryota; Metazoa; Chordata; Actinopteri; Osteoglossiformes; Mormyridae
Gene: depdc1b
Product: DEP domain containing 1B
Biological process (GO): intracellular signal transduction
Source: RefSeq, a predicted model, not a curated record